ACAAGGUCGACUAAUUUUAUUUCCUAGUAGUGCUUCUUUUUCUUGCCUUUCAGACACUGGGAACAUGUUUUCUGGCGAUUAUUUGCAGGCCACAAUCUAUCCUGCCCAGGACUUUAAUCCUGCUAUGGAUGCAGAGAUGCUGUGUGAUGCAUUUCAAGGAUUUGAAUGCAAUAAAGAUAUGCUGAUCGACAUUCUGACCCAGAGAAGCAAUGCACAAAGACAAGUGAUUGCUGAGGCUUAUCGGGAGAUGUAUGGCAGGGAUCUUAUAAGUGAUCUUAGAGAAAAUCUUUCUCAUCACUUUAAACAAGUUAUGGUUGGACUCAUGUAUUCUCCAUUCCUUUUUGAUGCUCACGAGUUAUGGCACGCCAUGAAGGGAGGAGACACAGAAGAAAACUGUCUCAUUGAUAUUCUUGCCUCAAGAACAAAUGAGGAGAUCUACAGGAUCAAAGAGGUGUACUCAAUGGAGCACAACAGUGACCUUCAGCAAGACAUCUACAACGAGACCUCAGGACACUUCAGAGACAUGCUGAUUAAUCUUGCUCAGGGAGUCAGAGAAUCAGGAUAUGCUGAUCCAGGCUCUGCUGCUCAGGAUGCUAUGGUUCUAUGGGAAGCGUGCCAACUGAAAACAGGGGAGCAUAAAAACUUGCUGCAAAUGAUCCUGUGUAACAAGAGCUAUCAACAGCUGUGGAUGGUUUUUCAGGAAUUUCAAAAUAUCUCUGGGCAAGACAUUAUAGAUGCAAUACGUGUCUGCUAUGAUGGAUACUUUCAGGAACUUUGCAUUGCAAUUAUUCUUUGCACACGGGACAGAUCUUCAUAUUUUGCUUACCGACUUUACAAUGCCAUACAUGAUUUUGGAUUUCACAAUCAAACUGUAAUUAGAACGCUGAUUUCCCGAAGUGAAGUUGAUCUUAUGACUAUAAGGAAAAGGUAUAAGGAAAGAUAUGGCAUCUCUCUUUUUCAUGAUGUAAAGCAAUAUGCUUCUGGACAUUAUGAAAGCUCUUUAAUCGCCAUCCUUGCUGGAGAUGCUGAUGACUAUUGAAGAAAAGAAAAUUAAAACAGCGGGGUGCAUCCAGUUUGAAGGAAUACAAAAAUAUGAUAGCAGGCUAAACAGUUAUUACAAGUUGCAUGUAAAUAAUUACAACAGUCAUUUUUCCCUUAAAAUAUAUGGUAUUCAUUACCCUUUUUGAUGUCAUUGUGGAAAUCGAUUCGCCUAGUUAAUGUAUUGCUUAUUU
Polypterus senegalus (gray bichir) is the source of this 1232-nucleotide messenger RNA. RefSeq names its product annexin A10-like. The transcript is spliced from 12 exons. Gene Ontology annotation, molecular function: calcium ion binding; calcium-dependent phospholipid binding. NCBI's taxonomy places the organism in Eukaryota, Metazoa, Chordata, Cladistia, Polypteriformes, Polypteridae. Bases 65 to 1039 code for a protein of 324 amino acids. Gene Ontology annotation, cellular component: cytoplasm. The record is from RefSeq and is a predicted model, not a curated record.